AUGAAAUUCAAAUUGUGUCAUUGGCAUUUUAUCGAAACACCUGUCAACAAGCCAAAAAUCGGGUUUUUCAUACCUCAUUGGGGUCUACUUACUACCAAAAGAUGGGAUCUAAACUGCUUGAAUACCCCAGGUCAACAAAUCCGAUGCUGGAUCCGAUCGGAUCUUACCGGAUCCGACCAUCUGACAAAAUCCGAUCGGAUUCCUGUAGGAUCCGAUGGGAUCCGAUUUAGUAUUCGUUACUGUGCAUCUCAUACGACUUCAAUCAUGUCCACCGAAAGUUUAGAAAUGAUAUUGGGAAAUGGAACCGGGAAUCCGGAUUCUUCCAAUACACCGGAAGACGUUCCACAUGAAAUUGAAACGGUUAGCAAAUCAACGAAUGCACCGUAUUACAUCAUCAUAACUGCAAGUAUUCUACUGACAAUUACUGUUAUGAGUAUAGCCAUCGUAAUUGUUUGUUUAAAUUCACCGAAAUCUCAUUACACGUGUCAAUCGAAUUUUCGAGCCAUCACUGAUAGUAGCUCCUUAUUACAUGAUUCUUAUCCACAGUCAAUUGCUACGGGAGAUUUCAAUCAUGACGACGCACUAGAUAUUGUGGUGGUCAAUUCUGGUACGAAUUCGAUGGGAAUAUUUCUUAAUUAUGGCAAUGGAACAUUUGGAUCACAAAUCAUUUUACUCACAGGAGAUCCAUCGACGCCACUAGCAGUCAGUCUGAGCGAUCUGAAUAACGACACACAUUUAGACAUGGCCGUCGCUAAUUACGAUACGCAUGCAGUCGCAAUUUUCUUUGGACUUGGAAAUGGAUCGUUCAGCAAACAAGGAGUAUUUUCCACUGGUAUCUCUCGUCCGGUAUCGUUAGCUAUUGCCGAUUUGAAUAAUGAUGGUCGAUCAGAUCUUGUUGUUGUAAACAAUGGUACACAUGAUAUAAGUAUAUUUUUUGGUAAUGGCGAUGGAACAUUCAAUAAUUUAGUUCGUUAUUCGACUGGCUAUGAUUCGUUUCCUUACUUUGUUGCUAUUAGUGAUUUGAAUGAUGACGAAAACCAAGAUAUUGUUGUGGCUAAUUACGGUACGCACAAUAUUGGAAUCUUUCUUGGCGACGGUCGAGGAGAUUUUGCAUCACAGAAAACGUAUUCAACAGGCCUAUAUUCGUACCCGUGUUCGAUUACCAUCCAUGAUUUUAAUAAUGAUGGAAAACUAGACAUUGCGGUAGCGAACUCGGGUAAAGACAAUAUUGGUGUAUUUUUCAGUUGUGGUAAUGACACUUUCGGGUCACAAAUAAUCUAUCCGACGAGUCCUGGAACAGGACCAAAGUCCAUUUCAGCUGGCGACUUUGAUCGAGAUGGACAUUUGGAUAUUGUUGUCGCAAACUAUCGAACAGACAAUAUCGGUAUAUUGAUCGGAUCAGAUAAUGGAAAUUUUUCAUCUUUUGUAAUGCAUUCGACUGGGAUCGAUUCAGCUCCAUUUAGUUUAACUGUUGGAGAUUUUAACAAUGACAGUCAAGUGGAUGUUGCAAUAGCGAACUACGGUGCAAAUGCAAUUGUGGUACUGAUUGGAUACGUUAUGGUACAAGCGGAAAUUCCAACGACCUACUCAGCUGGCAGUGGAGCUAUUCCUUACCAAAUCAUUACAGGCGAUGUAAACAACGAUACAUAUCUCGAUCUUGUUGUUGCUAAUUCGGGUGCGGGCAGUAUUGGUGUAUUUCUUGGUAACGGUGAUGGGAGUUUUCAGGAACAAGUUUACUACCCGUCUGUUAGCCAAGCGGAUAUACGUGGCAUUGCUCUAGCUGAUUUAGAUCAUGAUCAACAAUUAGAUGUUGUACUUACACAUUUCAAUGAUGAAAGCUUGGGUAUUCUGUAUGGAAAUGGCAAUGGAUCGUUUAUGCAUGUCGUGACAUAUUCUGUCGGAAGCCCAGCGUCACCACGAUGUUUGACUGUGAAUGAUUUUAAUAAUGACCAUCAUCCAGACAUUAUCUACACUGAUCAAAUUACUGGUAAUAUUGGAGUUUUGCUCGGCUACGGUAAUCGAACGUUUGGACCAGUAGCGAAAUAUCUGCUCGGAUCGCAAUCACAACUGAUCGGUAUUGAUGCAGGCGAUUUUAAUCACGAUGGAAAUUUAGAUGUUGCAGUUGCAGAUUAUGGUAUUGGUAAUAUUGGCGUUUUUCUUGGAUCUGGGACAGGUGCUUUCACAUUAGU
Molecule: messenger RNA, 2189 nt
Organism: Adineta ricciae
Lineage: Eukaryota; Metazoa; Rotifera; Eurotatoria; Adinetida; Adinetidae
Source: the annotation of a GenBank genome assembly